AUGUGCUAUAAAAGAGGAGCUAAAAAAGCAGUGGCUACAUCAUGUACCAACUGUGAGACAGCUGUGUAAUCUAUUUAUUCCUGCAAAAUGUUGCAAUGCAAGACACCAAUAUUGUGGCUUACUUUGCUGUUCCCUCUGGUCAGCUCUGCAGUUAUCAGUGAGCCUCAUGGCUGCAUGUAUGAAUGGCUGAGAAGCAUUGGUUUGAAACCAUCUCCAGCUGACGAAUAUCGACAACUCUUCCUCAGAGAGGAAAUGAGUGAGACUGUUCUGCAAAUGACUUCGCUGGAACAACUCAAGGAGCUAGGCAUUACAAAGAUGGGACAUCGAACACUCAUUCACAAUCGACUGAAAACCGAGCCUAUGUGUGAGCACAAUGGAGCCUGUGAGCUGAGCCCUGAGGGCACCUUCACCUGUUCCUGCCCUGAGGGCUUCAGUGGGGAAAGCUGUGAAAAUGUGACUGGUUGUGGUGAGACAGUGUGCAGGAAUAAAGGUGGCUGUCUACUGAACAGUGGAAUGGUCCAAUGCACCUGUGCCUCUGGCUUCACUGGAACAUUCUGUGAAAACGACAUCUGUGAGCACGAGCCUUGUGUGAAUGGAGGUAUUUGCUCGAGAUCCGAGGAGGGCUUCAAGUGUACCUGUCCUCUUGGCUACGAGGGACUGAAUUGUGAAACCAUGUGGCUGAACCGCAGCUCUUUCAUCAGGCUCACUAAACAGGUUGCCUUUCUAGAGAGGCUGCAUCAAAUGGAAGCACAACAAAAAGAACAAGAGCUGAUGCACGCCACUCCACAGGGCCCUCGAUUCUUUGUCAAAAACUCACUCAUUGGUCCGCAAGGAGUUAUCCAAACAGAGCUUUUCACUGACUCAUACGAGAAGAAAACAUACAUGUUGUUCCUCAGUAACGUCCCAUCACAGCCGCAACUAUCUGGAGUCUCUAUAUACCGACGUUAUGACAAUGGGACCCUCUCCCUCGCCCACACGCUAUCUCUCCUCGCUCCCUCCUCACUGACCACUUUCACUAUCGGAGACAGCUGGUAUAUGGCCAUCGUGAACAGCCCCUCGACAACCAACAAGGGACCCAACACUCAUACAAGGCUCUACAAGUGGAGUCAAGGGCAACUGAAUCUCGCACAAGAACUGACUGCUCCUGGAGCUCGUGAUGUACACUAUCUGAUCGUUGAUAAUGUCUACCAUUUCCUUACAGUCUCUUGUGGAUCUGAUGGGCAAGGAACAGUGCGCAACAGUUUGGUGUAUGCAUGGUACAAUGGAGGGUUUGUGUUCUAUCAGACGCUGGCCACCCAUGGAGGAAAAAAUGUGAAAUCAGUUGAAACUAACGACCAUCGCAUGUUUCUGACAGUCUCUAGUGACAUUCGAUCUACAGUCUUCCAAUGGAAUGGCACUUAUUUCACCAUCUAUCAAGAGCUACCCGCAUCCGAAGCCAUGGAGAUGAUUCGGAUUGAUUCGCUGACAUUUCUCCUCGCUGUGGGGUCUGAUAUGAGUACACUGUACAGACUAGACAAGCACUUUGUUCCUCACACAAAUGCCCCGGCAGCUACAACGGCCAAGUACAUAAACAUAAACUCGGAAUAUUUUAUAGCAUUCGGUCAUAACACUACUGUGGAGAUUCAUAUGAUAGACGGUGCUGGGUUGACCCAUUUCCAGACCUUGUCUAGCAGUGCCCCUGUACUGUCCCUGUCGGCAAUGGGUGGAGCUGAGCAGCUGGUUAUAUCAUUGACGAAUAGAUACGAUCAACCAAACACUGUACUCUACCAAUGGAGUCACCCCUGAACACACCCAUCAUCAAUCAUAAUUAUUUUGUAUUAAUUGUUAUUAAAUUUUUAUAUUAUUGCUGAUAAAAUUAUUAGCUUUCUGGCAUUUUUUUUGUCAUAUGUAAAACAUGCUUUGCUAUAAAAUGUUAUAUGUAACAUGCA
This is a messenger RNA of Halichondria panicea, 1928 nucleotides long. RefSeq lists its product as uncharacterized. Bases 88 to 1785 code for a protein of 565 amino acids. Gene Ontology annotation, molecular function: calcium ion binding; Notch binding. NCBI's taxonomy places the organism in Eukaryota, Metazoa, Porifera, Demospongiae, Suberitida, Halichondriidae. The transcript is spliced from 8 exons. The record is from RefSeq and is a predicted model, not a curated record.